Molecule: messenger RNA, 2022 nt
Organism: Stomoxys calcitrans (stable fly)
Lineage: Eukaryota; Metazoa; Arthropoda; Insecta; Diptera; Muscidae
Product: transferrin-like
Exons: 7
Coding region: 79-1944 (621 amino acids)
Biological process (GO): iron ion transport
Cellular component (GO): early endosome; plasma membrane; extracellular region
Source: RefSeq, a predicted model, not a curated record
AUGAAAUUCAAACAGUUGAACAAGUGAAUUCUCCUGGGACACUUGGGCUGUAGAGAGACUUUUUUUUUAACGUUCAUAAUGGCUUUUCGUUUGAUCAUAGUGCUGCUAAGUGUGUUGGCUGUGGUUCAAAGUGAAGAACAGAUCUAUCGUAUGUGUGUUCCCCAAGAAUACUAUGAGGACUGUUUGAAUUUGCUAAAGGAUCCUUCGGAGGCUGGCAUACGCAUGGAGUGUGUGGCUGGACGAGAUCGUAUUGCCUGCCUGGACAUGAUACAUGAGGGCAAGGCUGAUGUCUUGGCCUCCGAGCCCGAGGAUAUGUAUGUGGCCUAUCAUACCAAAAAUGAUGAUUACAAGGUGAUAUCGGAAAUACGUUCCCAGGCAGAUAAGGAGGCUCCCUUCCGUUAUGAGGGCAUAAUUUUGGUCAAGAAAAACUCCAACAUCCAUAGCCUUAAUGAGCUGCGUGGUGCCAAAUCUUGUCACACCGGUUUUGGUCGUAAUGUGGGCUAUAAAAUUCCCAUUACCAAAUUGAAAAAUGUGGAAAUUUUAAAAGUUUCCCAGGAUCCUGAUCUAACAGCCACAGAACGUGAAUUGAAAUCAUUGUCGGAAUUUUUCUCACAAUCCUGUUUGGUGGGCACUUAUUCACCUUAUCCAGAAACUGAUCAUCAUUUGAAGAAAAAAUAUUCCAAUUUGUGUGCCUUGUGCGAAAAACCCGAGCAAUGUGAUUAUCCUGAUAAAUUUUCUGGCUAUGAUGGUGCCAUUCGUUGUUUGGACAAGGGCAAAGGUGAUGUGGCCUUUACCAAGGUGCAAUUUAUCAAGAGAUAUUUCGGUUUAGUUCCCGGCCUUAAGGCUGAAGGUGAUCCCUCGGACUUUGAAUACCUAUGUGAAGAUGGCAGUAGACGUCCCAUUACAGGUCCUGCUUGUUCUUGGGCCCAACGUCCCUGGAGUGGCUACAUUUCCAACACCGAAUCCGUAAAGGGUGAAGAGAAAUUACACAAUUUGCAAAAUCGUUUGGAAAAAUUCUUUGAAAAUGGUCUACAUGCUGAAAACAAGGAGGCUGCCAUUCAUUUGCUGAUACGAGGUGAUGCUGCCUAUUUUAAGAAACCCGAGGCAGUAGGACCUCAGGCGUAUUUGGAAAAGGCUGGCUACAAGGAUGUCAUUGAGCGAGAUGGUUCAGCUAUCAGGAAAAUGAGAAUGUGUGUCCAAACUGAUAUUGAAUUGCAAAAAUGUAAUGGGAUGAGACGGGCUGCCUAUUCUCGUGACAUUCGUCCUGAAAUGGAAUGUGUGCAGCAGAAAGAGUGCAUUCAAGCGGUACAGGAGAAUAAAGCCGAUAUGACAGCGGUUAAAGCUAAACAAUAUAAGCUGGCCCGUAAUAAUAAACUACAGCCUGUGGUCUAUGAGAAAUUCGGCGAAAAUGAUGUCUUUGUGGCUGUAGUGGAUCCAGCUUUGAGUCAAGAAAAACUCAAAAAUACCCCCAUCUUCUUUGACGCUCUCAACCCCAGAGCCCGUACAGCUGUUGACUAUUUGAAUAUAUUGCGGGGCAUUCGCACUUGCCAGCUAGCCUCCUCUGCUGAAAAGGACAUUAUGAUUGUCAAUGCCAAGGAUUUGGAACAAUUCAAAAAUUACCAAUUACUUUGCUCGAAUUUAGAAAAGAAACCUGUCAGCGAAUGGCAGACUUGCAACUUGGAGGCUGAUCUUCCUCUAGCGGUUUUCAUACGCGAUUCCAUGACUCAUGUUGAGCAAGAGACUUUGAAGCAUUUGCUCAUAUCCCUAUCGGAGGAAUUUGGUAAAAAUGGCGAUUAUUCGGAUGUUUUCAAGCUAUUUGGUGCCUAUACACCCAACGAUAAGAAUGUCUUGUUUGACGAUGAUGCUGUUGGAUUUGUUACCGAGUUGAAAAACGAAAAGGCACAAGAGGAACUUUAUCAGAGUCUUGAAUGUGAUGUUGCUUAAGCAGUUAUUCUAAGAAUUUCACAAGUUUAUUGAAACUUUAAUAAAGGAAAUCUCUAGUAUUAUAUUUUUCGUUAGAAA